Ceratosolen solmsi marchali is the source of this 1246-nucleotide messenger RNA. RefSeq names its product syntaxin 17 (gene Syx17). The coding region runs from base 167 to 1063 and encodes 298 amino acids. The transcript is spliced from 5 exons. The record is from RefSeq and is a predicted model, not a curated record. NCBI's taxonomy places the organism in Eukaryota, Metazoa, Arthropoda, Insecta, Hymenoptera, Agaonidae. Gene Ontology annotation, cellular component: plasma membrane; autophagosome membrane; SNARE complex. Gene Ontology annotation, molecular function: SNARE binding; SNAP receptor activity. Gene Ontology annotation, biological process: vesicle fusion; exocytosis; intracellular protein transport.
UACAGAAAGUAUUUAGUUUAUUUUUAUACGAUAAUCAAGUAUAGUAAAUUUUUCAUAUACGCAGCAGUGCAAUAACCAAAUUUCGGCGCAGACGUAAAAGGAAUACCGAUAUUAUUUAUUACCUUUUAAUUAUAAUCAUUUGAAAAUAUUCAAUGAGCUGAAAAACAUGUCUCUGUCUACUGAUAAUGAGAUCGUUAAACAACCAAUAAAGCGCUUAGAAAUUCCAAUAAACAAAUUUAAUGAUAUUGCUAUUCCACAUCAUCUUGAUCUCCUCAGGAAGCAUAAAAAUAACAUAAAGAAAUGUCAAAGUGUUCGAGACUGGGACAAAGUGUAUAUGGAAGAAAUAAAUGCUACGAGAAUAGUCAAACAAUUAAAACAACUAAUUCACGAAAUGGAGACAUUACGAGGACAAGUGUUGGACAGCGAUAUUGCUACUUUUGAUAAAUUAACAUCAAAAUCCAGAACAAGUACCUUGGACGCUAUAAACGAAUAUUUAGAACUUGUUUUAAAUUUACCACUUAUUAACAAGCCGUUAACCAAAGAAGACGAAUCCGUGGAAAUGCCAUUUGACAAUCAUUAUCUUCAAAUGCAAGCCGAAGAAGAAGAAUUAGAGAGACAACAAGCCUGCUUGCAAGCAUGGGAUUAUUUACAAUCCGAUUUACAACAAUUGCAACAACUGUUUAUCGAUUUUAAUCAAAUAGUACACGUACAAUCUGAAUCGGUAAGCAGAAUUGAAAAUGACAUAGUGGAGACCCAAGUAAACGUUCAAGAUGGUGAAAAUUACUUGAAACAAGCAUCAAAAUACAAAAUUGUAGCAUAUCCAUUGGCUGGAGCAUUACUCGGAAGUUGUUUGGGUGGACCGGUCGGACUACUAGUAGGUUUAAAAUUUGGAGGAUUGACAGCUAUUGGUGGAGGACUUUUAGGAUUUACAGGUGGUACUAUAUUAAAAAAGAAGUGUCACACGGAUUCAGAAUUAAAGCUGAUUGCAGGUCCUUCAGUUUUGGAAAAUUCAAAAAUUUCAUCAAAAAACUCCAAUGAAAAUCAGAAUAAGAAAGAUUCAUGACCUACAGAGAAUAUUGAAGAUAAAAAAAUGAAUUUCUGCACUGUUUGUUAGGAAGUAAAAAAUAGCUAUAUUUUGUUGUUUUUCAUAUGUUGUAAUUACGUAGGUCUAUAAUGUAAUACAAGACAAAUAAUUAUCUCCUGUGGAGAAAAAAAUUAUGUUUAGUUCUUUAAAGAUGUAACUGUG